This is a messenger RNA of Drosophila hydei, 1486 nucleotides long. RefSeq names its product cytochrome b5-related protein. Lineage: Eukaryota; Metazoa; Arthropoda; Insecta; Diptera; Drosophilidae. Gene Ontology annotation, biological process: lipid metabolic process. Gene Ontology annotation, cellular component: mitochondrion. Gene Ontology annotation, molecular function: heme binding. The coding region runs from base 99 to 1409 and encodes 436 amino acids. The transcript has 3 exons. The record is from RefSeq and is a predicted model, not a curated record.
ACGCACAUUAGAUGCUGCUCAGUACGCGCUGAAGGCAGCUCGUUUUAGGUUCAAUUCAGAAAGCGGGCGAGGAUCAAGAGCAAGGAUCAACGAGAACCAUGGUGGUCGAGACAUGGAAGAAGAGUGGCAUUGCCACUAAAUUUCCAACAUAUCGCAAUUCUUCGCUGGUCACGGUGCACAGCUGGCAGAAGGGCAAGCAACAGGAUGACGAGGCCGAAGGACUUUGGCGCAUCAAGGACAGCAUUUACGAUUUCACAUCGUUCAUUGACAAGCAUCCAGGCGGGCCCUUCUGGAUACGGGAGACCAAGGGCACGGACAUUACGGAAGCUUUCGAGUCUCAUCACUUGACCACAGCGCCCGAGAAAAUGAUUGCCAAGUACAAGGUGAGGGACGCGGCCAAGCCACGCAUCUAUACUCUAACCCUGCACGAGGACGGCUUCUAUAAGACCCUCAAGGAAAAGGUACGCGAGCAGCUGAAGACGAUCGACAAGAGCCCGAAGCGAAGGAGCGAUUUGAUUCAUCUGGGCAUCUUGCUGUCCACCUAUCUGUUUGCUGUGGCUUGUGCCAAAUAUGACAGUCUCCUGGCACUGAUCCUCGCCGGCGUCGCUCUGUGCUGGACGGUGAUCGUGUCGCAUAAUUACUUCCAUCGUCGCGACAAUUGGCAGAUGUACACCUUCAAUUUGGGCAUGAUGAACUUCUGCUCGUGGCGCAUCUCGCAUGCGAUGUCGCAUCACAUCUAUCCAAAUUCCUACAUGGAUCUGGAGCUGAGCAUGUUUGAGCCGUUGCUGUGUUGGGUGCCCAAUCCGCACAUCAAGAGCAAGGCGCUGCGCUAUGUUUCCUGGGUAACAGAACCUUUGGCCUAUGCCAUUGCCUUCUUCCUGCAACUGGGCACGCGCAUCUUCUACUCGCUGCGUCACGCGAAUAUUAUGUACUGGCACGAUCUGUUGCCCCUCACCAUACCCCUGGUCAUGUACUACGGAUCGGGUGGAUCGGCGACUCUGUUGUUCUGCUUACGCCAGUGGCUGUCGAUGACGUCCAUAGCCAGCUUUGCCUUUUGCGUAAUCGGUCUAAAUGCGGCGCAUCAUGACCCGGAAAUCUAUCAUGAAGGUGAUACGAAUCGGGAGGAUCGCGACUGGGGCCUGUUCCAGGUGGACACCAUCAUCGAUCGCGGCGAUCUGAAGUGGUCACAGUUUCUGGUGCUCACACACUUCGGUGAUCAUGUCCUGCAUCAUCUCUUCCCCACACUCGAUCAUGGACUGCUGCCCGCCCUCUAUCCCGUACUCUAUGAUACGCUCGAUCAGUUCAAGGGUGAACUGCGCGAAUGCAAUCACAUCGAGCACAUGAUCGGACAGCACAAGCAGCUGCUGCGCACCGAGCCCAAUCCCCGGGCACCUGGAGCAGGCAAAUAGAUCUUCUCUGUCUACACUACGUCCGAUCGAGCACAGGCCUCCUAGCAUAAGACAACGGAUAUUUUUAUCCUAUAAUA